GUUCUGAUGAUCUUCAUUGCAUUACGAACUUUGAUAUAUUUCUAUGACAAGAUUUACGUUCUAUUUUGAUCGUAGCGUUCUAUGCCGCUGAAUAUACUGUAGUAGGCUGAUCCCUAGUUAUAGCAAGUUGCAGGUCUCGCAGGAACAGGAUCGUGGAAUCUUGGCAUUCUCUGGCUAAUGAAUAUCUUGAGAUUGUCUCCUUUGACAGGACAUGCCAAAGGAUACUCAGCAGGGCUAAAUAUAGAGCUCUAUUACCAUAAGGUGUGGCCUGCCACUGAGAACAAAAGGACUGGAUUGUGGAGCGUCGUGUGGCACAGUGGUCAUUCCGCAUAUAAAGAGGAUGCUGCGCCGCCAUACCACUCGUUCCCCGUGGUCCCCCCAAUCACUCCUUACGCGAAAUGUACAGUUCUGUUGAUCUGGAAAAGGAAUCCAAUUGUCUACAAUGUUCGUCCAACUAUGUGUGGACUUGACCAUUGUACUGUCAUGCUCGACCCUCAAAACAGACGUGAAGUGAAGGCGCACGUAAUGGAACACACGAAGACAUUGAAGGCUUGGUACAUGGAUGGCCUGGGCGAGAAUCUCUAUCGAUGCAACUGGCGACACGGUAUUCGGCCGUACGCAAUAGGAGGAUGUUGUAACAAUCAGCCAUCGUACCCAUUGGAGAAUCUCUUCCGGCACAUCACGAUACUUCAUCUACCGUUGGCUCGGAAAUAUACAUGUCCACUCUGCGCGUUCACCUCGGAAUUCAGGAAGGACUGCAAAGAUCACCUGAUCGACCGCCAUGGCGCCACUCGCUUCAAAAAGCUUCGGAAUGAUCCCAAUAAACCACGUUAUGCAUCUGAAUCGUCUGUAACGCCAGGGCCUGAAUAACUUGCUGAGAACGAAGAUGUGACUUUGGGUGAUUUCUGACAGACCACUGUUGAGAGCCGUUCUGCUGUCAUGCAUGCGUACUAUUCUGCAAUAUUCUCUUCAAUUUUUGGGGUCGUUCAGGUGACCCAUGUGAUAUGUUCAGAUUGUCUCGGGAUGUGUCCACUGAGCUCCACUCAUUGGACUCUACUUUUUUUGAUUAUGUACAUAUCCUGGAAAUUUGGAAUAAAUCGAAUUUAAAGAC
Messenger RNA from Somion occarium, 1111 nucleotides. Lineage: Eukaryota; Fungi; Basidiomycota; Agaricomycetes; Polyporales; Cerrenaceae. The record is from the annotation of a GenBank genome assembly.